Sclerotinia sclerotiorum 1980 UF-70 is the source of this 816-nucleotide messenger RNA. RefSeq lists its product as hypothetical. Gene Ontology annotation, molecular function: hydrolase activity, acting on carbon-nitrogen (but not peptide) bonds, in linear amides. The record is from RefSeq and is a predicted model, not a curated record. The coding region runs from base 1 to 816 and encodes 271 amino acids. Lineage: Eukaryota; Fungi; Ascomycota; Leotiomycetes; Helotiales; Sclerotiniaceae. The transcript is spliced from 5 exons.
AUGCAUGGCCAACUAUGUUCCACAUCCAACAUUGAACAAAAUCUCCUCACCUGUCAAAAGCUUGCCCGAGAAGCCUCAGAACAAGGAGCAAAAGCCCUCUUCCUCCCCGAAGCCACAGACUACAUAACCACUCCUGGAGUCCCCCCAACCUCCCUCUCCCUCGCCCUCCCCAUAUCCACAUCCCCCUUCGUACUCGGUCUCCAAAGCACCGCCAAAACGCACUCCCUCGCCAUCAACGUCGGAAUUCACGUGCCGAAUCUCGACGGCACAAAGGUUCUCAAUAGGAGUAUCUGGAUUGAUGAGUUGGGGACGAUUGUGGGUCAGUAUGAUAAGUUGCAUUUGUUUGAUUAUGCAGCGGCGGGGUUGAGGGAGAGUGAUAGUGUGGAGGCGGGUGUUAGGGUGGAGGAGCCUGUGGAGACGGUUGUGGGAAGGGUGGGAUUGUUGAUUUGUUUUGAUCUCCGCUUCCCCCUCCCCUCCCUCACGCUCCGCACCCUCAACACCCAAAUCCUCACCUACCCCUCCGCCUUCACCGUACCCACCGGAAAACUCCACUGGGAAAUCCUCCUCCGAGCGCGAGCCAUCGAAACCCAAUCAUACGUCAUUGCCGCCGCGCAAGUAGGUGCGCAUAAUUCGAAACGUGUCAGUUAUGGACAUUCGAUGGUGAUUGAUCCGCAGGGGAGAGUUGUGUUGGAUAUGGGGGAGGAAGGACAGGAAGUGGGGAAGUUGGGGAUUGCGAGGAUUGAUUUGGAGAAGGUUGGAGAGGCGAGGGAGAAGAUGCCGUUAGUGGCUAGGACUGAUGUUUAUACCGGACUAUGA